AUGGGUCCUAUUGCUGUAAAAAUGGAAAACAGUAAUAGUUUCUCCAAACAAAUCAAUUCACCUAACAAAGUUCAGAAACCCAAGAGACAAAGGAAUAGAGUCCCAGUAUCAUGUCUAGCCUGCAAAAAAAGAAAAGUCAAAUGUGAUAAAGGAAAGCCGGCUUGCGGAGGUUGUGUGAGAAAUGGGGUAGGACAUCUAUGUCAGUAUAUUAAUCCUCCUUGGAUAGAUAAAGAUGUCAGUGGCGAGGGGUCAUCGCCGCUGAGUUCAUGCCACUCACUUCUGUCGCCGGUGAAAAUAGAAACCACAAGUGAAUAUAAACAACUAAAAGCCCAAAAUGAAAAGACCAUUUCCAACCAGAAGAAGGAAAUAGAAAACCUUAAAAGACAACUACAGGUACUCCAACAACUAUCCCCCCGCAAUAGCCAGUCUCCAAAUGGUGAAGGUCAAGAUGAGAGUGCACUCUAUUUAGCCAAAGAAAUUACCAUUCUAUCCAAAUUAAGUCCAUUUGCUGUUUUUCCUCGAGUUCCAAUGGAGAUACUAAGUGAGUAUACUGUUUUGAAUUCACGAGUUUUAUCUUUCCCGGUUUGCCUAGAUAUAUAUUCCUGGGUAAAUACAAUAAAGCUUGAUCCACAAUUAACUACGUUGUGGUUCAAAAUCACAAAUUUACAAAAAAUGUAUCACAUGUAUAAAAUUAACAAGUUGAAAAAUGAUAGUACUGCAAAGAAACUAGCAUCAGUCCCAUUGAAGAAAACUCCAUCGAAAAUAAAUGAGAUUGAUUUCACUUGUUCGUUUCUGUCAAGCGAUUCGCAGACUGUGGAACACCAAGCUGUACCACUUGCAACAUCAACAUCUAACAGCCACAAAUGUCCAGUCAUAGAAUGUGACUUCAACUUUAUGGGUGACGAAGCUCAGUCACAAACACCGAGUCCGAAAAAGAAUUUAACGAGCAGUACUUUUACCCCAAUAGCUCAAAACCAGGAUGAUUCGGAGAAAUUACAAUGCCCCAUGAUCAAGAGCGAUAUACAUAAUAAAUCAAAGAGUCUACAACAGAAACUUCAAAAUCUAUGGGAAUCGAUAUUAAACUUGACUCGUGGUUCAACCUUAAAUUACCGACAACUUGUAUUUCUUUUGGACUUUUAUUUCAAAAGCGAAAUUUUUGAAAGUAAAACUUUAUUAUUGUUCUAUAAGACAGAUAUUCUUAAUGUAAUCCAAAAGGGGUUAGACGGAGAACUAAUACUCAAUUUACCCAAAGGAUUGGAUGAAGAUAUAUAUUACCAAUUGAAAAUCAGUGGAAUUUAUGUUUCCAUGAUAGCAAUAAUAGUGGAAGAGACACUCACUUAUUUAAGGAAUGUUCUUAAAUGUGAAGUUGUGGAUGAAAUAACUCAAAAUUUCAAUAUUGUAUUCCCCCAAGAAUAUACAUAUUUGGGACUUGGAGCUAAACAGACAAAUAUUCUUUAUAUUAUUGAAGAUUUUUUAACUUGCGAUGAUGAGAACAUUAAUUUGGUUUCCUUUGUUGCCUUAUACAUUACUGUAUUGAACAAGAUAAUUUAUGAAUACAAGAAACCAGGCGGGCUUAUAGUUGAUCCUAAAACAUUAUUCACAAAACUAUUUUCCAAGUUUAUUGAAAAUAUACUUUCCUCCAAUACUGAUAUGGAAAUUUGGAAGGAUCCUGAAUUGAUAGAGUUUCAGAGUUAUCAAAGAAAAAGAGCAAAACACUUAAAAUUACAUUUUAGUCUUCUUUGGACAGAGGUGAUAAGAAUAUGUAAUUUAGUGUCGUUCAGUUUUGUCCCUAUCAUCAAACAAUCGUCUGAAUUAGACCAUUUGAUGCAAAAAAUGUAUGCUAAAAUUGCAAUAAUUGAUCUGUUGCAGUGUCAUUUGAAAUACUUGACAAGUGUGGGAGAAAGUAACUUAAUUAUAGCUUUGCAUGUGCAUUACCUAAUAGCAAGUAUAACUUCGUCUUUCCAUUACGGAAUAUUAAAUAUUGGGAUACCAAAAUUGACAGUAUCUAAGUUGGAUAGUUUAAUCAAGCAAUGUUCUACAUGGUUACAGGAUUCAGGGUUAGAAGGAAUAAUUGAAAUCAAAAGAAUGGAAGUGGUCUAUAUGUUAUCAUAUUUGAGACUUUUCAUGAUUUAUAUUUUGUUAUUACAAGGAGAGGAAUUAAACGAUGAAGGAUUGCUUGAAAUGUUUGUGUUUCCUGGUAUUGUUUCAAGGUUGAGUCAAUUUGUUGAGAUUUUAAAAAAUGGCAAUCAUCAAUCUCAGUAUAUAUAUCUGGCUUUAAUUGAAUUGUUUACUAGAUCUAUACAAAUUGCAAUUGGAUUGUUAUUAAGAGUCAAGAAUCAAAGUGGGUUUUUAAAACUGCAUCAAUCAUUGCUUGAAGAUCAAAUUAACAAGAUCACAAAAGAUGUAUCUUCAACUUUGAAGUUUUUGCAAACUGUUAUUGUCAACAAUAAAGAGAAAUUGAUCAAAUUAUCUAAAUUGUGGAAGUUCUAUCUCACUUUUGUCAAUAAUAGCAAUUCUAAACAAGUCAAUUAUGCUGCAUUGCAUAAAGGUGUGCCAGAAUUUAGUCAACCCAAAUCCUGCCCUGUUAUCCAUGAUUCCGAUGCCAAGUCAACUGCCAUGACAAGCUCAUCAUCUUCAAGUGUUUCUAUAAAAAGUGAGGGAGCUAAAUGUCCAAUUUCUCACAUAACAACACUGAUGAAUGAAAAUGAGGAAUCAACAAGAUUGCAAGAAGUUGGGUCGAAUGUCAUACUUCCACCUAUUGUUUCAUAUGGUAAUAGUCUUGUGGAAAAUGGUGUUAGUUCCAAUGGUUCUGGGUCAGGUGUGUCGAAUCAGAAGAGACGUAAAUGUCCCUUUGAUCACACUGCCAUGAUGAAACGGAAAUCAAUUUACAAUAAUCCUAUAGAGUCUAAUAUGAGAGAGUAUCGGUCAUACACGCCUAGUCCAUUAGGAAGCAGUAUACCAAUAACUACUCCAAUGAUGAGACAACACCAACAAGACAACGAUGAAGAGAUGUUGAAACCAGUACCUCUGUACACGCCACCAUCAAAUCAACAAAUUGAUAGUGCAGCCAGUGCAACUUCGAGUCCUUCAUUGUUUGCUUUUGAUGAUUUGGAUGUAUUCAAGGAGUUUAAUGAUUUUGAUUUGGAUUUUUUGCAUAAUGAACAUUUAUUGAAUCAUAUUGAAAACAAUAACACUAUUAAUGUGAAGAAUAAUGUUAAUAGCAAUACUGACAGUAAUGAGAGUAAAAAUAUCGAAAAUCAUUUUCAAGGAUGA
Molecule: messenger RNA, 3273 nt
Organism: Candida dubliniensis CD36
Lineage: Eukaryota; Fungi; Ascomycota; Pichiomycetes; Serinales; Debaryomycetaceae
Gene: ZCF20
Product: Zcf20p
Exons: 1
Coding region: 1-3273 (1090 amino acids)
Biological process (GO): positive regulation of transcription by RNA polymerase II
Cellular component (GO): nucleus
Molecular function (GO): zinc ion binding; DNA-binding transcription factor activity, RNA polymerase II-specific
Source: RefSeq, a predicted model, not a curated record